CAAAAACGCUCUGCUAAGCUUACUUAGUUAGUUAUUCCUUCUCGACUUCACCUGCCACACACUAUCGAAAGCACACCCUAUGACCACUGCUUGCACCAGCAGUUUUCCUGACGCAGCAAUUUCUUAAACCAACAUAAAACACAAAUCUCGCAAUAAAGACGAGAAAUUACAAAAAGUCCUCAAAAGACAGCGAGAAUCCCUCGCUUUAGGUAACAUCAUGUCACAGGACGGAUACCACUACUGGAACGCCACCCCGGCUGCCACCCAUCCCGCCCACCAGCAGAAUGAAGGGCGCUCCAGACUCCUCAGCUCCGUCUUGCCAGAGGUCUCUUCCGACACAGCUGCUGCCUUCGGCGACCACGAGGCCUCCGACGCUUUCCAUCUCAAUGUCGCUGCUCAUGACGCUUUCCUACUCACUCGCCACCCGGACGAUGGCGAUUUCCUGAGAUCUGGUGUGGGCAGUCCUAAUGAAGUACAGCCUCCCCUCACUGAACUUAAAAGGCUGAGUUUGGAUGACAUCCAAGACCCACUCCAAUUACAGGGUGAACCACUCGACCUGAAUCUUUACCUCCAUGACUAUCAAGAGCCACCAUUAAUGGAUGGAGCAUUAGGCUUUACACCAGAUCCAUACACAAGUCAAAUGGCUCAUCAUGCAAAGACUUUUUCUGAAAACAUUGAUGAUGCUGCCGGCAGAGAUCCCUAUCAUUCACCUCAAUGGGACCAACCAAUGGCAGGACCAUCUUCAUCAUUCCACCCAAUUCCACCAAUGUUGCCUAACCUAUAUCCAAUGACUCAGUCUCCUAGUUACCCACGAGAUCCUGCACUCUACAGUCACCAACACCCACACCCACACCCGGCCUCUGAGUCCCAAGACAUCCCAACCUGCAAUAGGAGCUCGAGAAAAGGCUACAGGCAUCGCCAUGAGAGGGUUUACGGACUUCCUGAGGAAGAACAGAAGAAAAGGAGCCAAAUCCUCAACAAUGAAGCCUCUCAGUUGUACCGUCAAAGAAAAACUACGAAGGUCCAAGACAUCGAGACUCAGAUGAAACAGGAAGAAGAAAGAAAUCUGAAACUGAGGAUGAUUUACAAACAACUUCAGACACAGAAGCAAAGACUUUCUCUGGACCAACUGCCAAACCCAAAUUAAGGAUCAUUUCCUCAAUCACACGAUAAGGUUAAACGCUACCCUGACAACUCCUUCCAUAAUUGUAAAAAAACUCUAUUUAAUUAAUUUAUUUACUUAUUUAUUUGUUAUAUUUAUAGAAAUAUUCUGUUUACCAGUU
Messenger RNA from Macrobrachium nipponense, 1283 nucleotides. RefSeq lists its product as uncharacterized. The record is from RefSeq and is a predicted model, not a curated record. Bases 218 to 1147 code for a protein of 309 amino acids. The transcript has 2 exons. Lineage: Eukaryota; Metazoa; Arthropoda; Malacostraca; Decapoda; Palaemonidae.